This is a messenger RNA of Wasmannia auropunctata (little fire ant), 7744 nucleotides long. RefSeq lists its product as uncharacterized. NCBI's taxonomy places the organism in Eukaryota, Metazoa, Arthropoda, Insecta, Hymenoptera, Formicidae. The transcript is spliced from 2 exons. Bases 30 to 6896 code for a protein of 2288 amino acids. The record is from RefSeq and is a predicted model, not a curated record.
GCCGAGACAUUCGCCUCUCGACCGCGACCAUGAGAGCACUCAACUCUCGACGCCCACGGUCAACCGCGAGCAUCCACCGGCUCGCGCCUCUCUGUUUCUUCCUUCUGCUUUGCGUCCUUCACGCACGAGCGCGAAGUGUGCCUCACGAUGACGGUGGGGUCAUCGCGGACCAAGUGCACGGCAAGAUUUCGGAACCGGUAGAGGUGAGUGAUCCUGAGGGCGUAAACAAGGAGGAUGUGAAUCCGGCACGGAAAAGCUUGGUGGGAGCAGAAGUCUACACAGAACAUGACGCGGAUGAAGAUGAAGAUGAAGAUGUUAGCCACGAAGAAAGGAAUAAUGCAGCGGAAGAGGUGCUCGGCGAGGAGCCUGAAAAGAUCCAGGUCGAGGCUGCCGGUGAUGAAGGUAGCGUGGCGAAAAAAAGGCGACGGAACGACGUGAGCCUUCCCGAUAAGCCUGUGUCGCAGGAUGGCGAGAAUGUCGCGCAGAACAUCGAGGAGAAGAACGAAGGUAUUCGACGAUUUGACGCUCAGGUCGAGUCUGACGAUACGUCUGCGGACCAACGGACAAUACCGGAAAGUAUCACAGAGGAGAAUCCGGAGUCGCAAGGAGAUACUGUCGAGAUCAACGUCGAGGAAUUGCACGCGGAUGUGAAAAACGUGAACGGCGAUGAAGAUAAGGCGGAGCAGGAAGGAGAGAAGUAUGUUGACACUUCCUCCAAUCUUGAGGAGAAUCACGAGGACGUUGCCAGCUUGAAACAGACGGAGGAAAUAGAAACGGUGCAGACUGAAAAAUUGGCGGAACAUAAUUUGGAUGAGGCACAAGCGGAGAAUAUCGAGGGUGUGAAUGAAAAUGUACGCAACGAGCUUCGUAGCUUGCAGCUCGCACAAGUGCAAGAAACCGAAAGUAAUCAAGAGGAGCAUGUCGCCGACGAGGUUUCGAACAACGAAGAGAUCGGUGACAAAGAUCUGGAUAAGAACAGAGAGAAUAGAGCCAAAGUUUCAGGUAAGUCCAAGUACAAGAGUUCGACUGUCUACCUGAAUGCUGAAGAGGGCAAUUUGCCUGCUCGCGAGCAAGAAUCGAUCGUAGACGGUCAAAUAAAAAAAUUGAUAUCUAUACGAAAUGACGCUCUUGAAUCCGUCGUUAACGAUGCGAAACAAUCGGAAAAAUUAGACGAAAAAAGUUUUCUUUCAGAAAAAUCGGUGGAGGUCGACGCGGUUGCCGCUGAAAAAGACGAAGAGAUUCGCAAUCAACGUAGCGGCGAAGUGAAAACGACUCAGAGUGAGAAUCUUGAUGAAUUAUCUCCAACGACGGAAGCCGAUUUGAAUCGGUUUCAAAAAUGGAAGAGUCAAGUCGCGUUUCUUCAAGAACAAAUCAAGAAUAGAACGUUCCUGCAACAUUUGAGAGAGCAGGCAAUCGAGGUGCUCCCCGACAUUCCAAAAUUCACGGAAAAUCAGUUGCUGGACGUUUUGAAGAAUAUCGUGCUAACGCGGAAGUCACCUGCGAACGAAACGUACUCGGCUAGUUUGGACGCGGCCGAAUUGACGGAGAAUCAAUUGGAAAUAAUAAAGUGCGCCGAGCAAUUGGUGGAGACGAAGCAGCGGCAGUCGUUCGUGGAGAACGUGGGGGAAUGCGUUCGCGGUCUCAGCGUCCUGAAUUGCAUUCGCAUCUUCGUUUGGCCCGUUGUGCUCGACAAUGUCCCGGAAUCAGUCAAGCAGUCUCUGGACUACGUGCCAAUCGAGAUAAACUUGAUCGAUUUAUUUCAGGGUAACAGGGCCAAGUCCGCGAGGUCCUGGGAGAGCGGCGUGCAUCGUCCGAGGCUGCUGACGCCCGAGUUCGUUGUCUUCAACAUUCUGAAGGGCGCUCUGGAAUCGAAGGUCACCUACGAUCUGGCGCCGGCUUUCAUCGAUCCGACGAACGAAACCCUGAGGGCACUGCUCACCGUCGGCCAGCUCCAGAUUCUACAGAUGGCCGAGAAACUCUUGCCCGGUGAGAUACGUCGCGAAUAUUCCGACAGGAUGUUCUCGUGUGUGCGCAGAUUCGAGUACUUCAGCUGCGUCAAGUACUUCGCCUGGCCGAUGGUGAAGCAGUAUUAUCCGACGCUGCCGGCAUUCCCGGACUAUCAGAGCUGGUAUCCGUCGAUAGCGUUGUACCCGCAGUAUCCCAUCGUACCCUUCCCCAGUUUCGCGGGCGAGCUUCCGGAAGUCAUUGAGGCCGACGCUACGAGAAUGCGGAAGCCUAAGCCGGAAGCGGUGAUCGUGAACAUCCUUGAAAAUACCUUGAAAGAACACGCGAAGGUGCCGCCUCCGGCUGUUGCUCACAGCACGGAUUCUUACGUCGCUCUACUCCCUCCGGAGCAAUUAUUGUCGAUCCACAUGGCUGAACAGUUACUUCCCAUCCCGUAUCGUCCAGAAUUCGUUCAGAAAACUGUUAAGUGCAUUCAGGAAUUCAACUAUGUAACUUGUAUUAAAUAUUCCACCUGGCCGACGGUCAAGCAAUUUAAUCCCGGAUUAUCUCUACCGGAUAUUUCCGAUUGGCUACCGGACUGGCAGUUGCCCGAUGUCUUCGGCUAUUUUCCGACAUUUUCACUUCCCGAUUUUUCUUCGUUUCUACCGCCGAUUUUCGGAACCCGACCACCGACUACACCGACUCCACCGGCUACGCCGAUUCCGCCAACCGAAAAACCGCAAUCCGGUGGUUCCGCCACAGAAGGAUCGGCUAGUCGGAUUUCCACAUCUCAUAAAAAUGAAAUUUCUUUUAAAACAUCCAGCGAAUUAGAGAACAAAGUUACAGAGAUUUUAACAAAGGUACGUAAUUCUCUGAAAGCGACACCAAAAAAUUCGCAUUUUGUUGUCAACGAAAACGUAAUUGUUCUGACAACCAUCACUGAGAAACAACAUAACAUAUUACGAUUAGCGGAAAGUCUGAUACCGCCUCCGGCUCGGGCUCCUCUUGUCGCUCAAGUUAUAUCUUGCCUUCAGGCGAACAACGUUUUUCUCAACUGCACCAGGUACAUCAUUUGGCCGACAGUCGCUCUUUACGUUCCUAAUUUUCCCGAGUUUCCUGAUUUAUCAUCUAUUCAACAACCAUCGAAACAAGAAGAUCAAACGCCACUGAAGGAUAAGGACGCCUUGCAUCAGACUAUCAAGGAUCAGCAGGAGUGGAAUAAAUUGCAGACGAAUUCUAACAUAAAGAUUAUCUCCAGGACGAAUAUUCCACAGAAUAACGGGCCUGUGAUCAGCGUCACUGGUACUCGAUUCGUGCCAAUAUUCACGGAACAUCCUGAAUCAGUGAUACUCAACAUUCUCAAGACGGUUCAGCUGUCUUCGCCAAACGUUCGAGAUGAUCCGAGCAUCAAGAUCACCAGUACGCAAAAGUUCGACGAUCUGUUUAAUGAUCAGCAAUUAACUAUUCUUAAGAUAGCAGAGAGCUUGCUACCCGAUGCAGCUCGUCCUGCUUUUGUCGAUCGAAUGACAGAGUGUGUUCGCAAGGGCGAUUUUCUGGAAUGCUCGAGGAGCGUGUUGUGGCCGAGUUUACUGGAGUAUUUCCCUAGACUUCCCAGCUUCCCGAAUUUCGGAGGACAUCUUCAAGCGGCAAACAGUAAGGCCACGUUACCUCUCCAGAAUCUGACUGAUCCAUCGCCUUUCUCGGAGACUGACGUUAAAGUCGGCCAGCACGGAGACGCUACCGUUACCAUUACGGACACUAGAUUUUUUCCGAUAUUUUCGGAACAUCCGGAAGGCGUAAUUUUAAGAAUUCUUAAGGCCGUGCAGCAUUCUACGCCGGGUGCUGUAACUUCGCCGGUUACUUCGAGAUCACCGCAGAUUGCGAGUUAUUUCACGGAGCAGCAAGGUAACAUCGUUCAGGCCACAGAAAGUCUGUUACCGGAAUCAAUAAGGCCAGUCUUCGUGGAGAGAAUGGUCACUUGCAUUCGAGAGAGCACGUUCCUUGAGUGUACGAGGAAUAUAGCUUGGCCAACAGUUGCUCAAUUUUUCCCGAGGCUGCCAAACUUUCCCAAUUUUGGAAACUAUCUGCAGACUCUGCCGAGGACGAAACUCGAUUUAUCGUCGAUCCUGCUACGCAACGCUUACUCCGAUAAUCAGACGUCUAAUGAAAAGAGUGAAAAUACACCGACGACUGCUGUAGAAACGAUUGAGGAUAAAAUAGAGAGUGUAUUGAAGGAGCUGCUGAGCAAGAACUCGUCGCCGCGUUUGGAAAAUUCCUAUCUGGAUGUCGAUAAUCCUGUGAUAGGCACUCUUUUGACUGCUCGGGAAAUGAAUAUUGUUAGAUUAGCGGAGAGAGCGUUGCCGGAUUCGGUACGUCGCGAUUAUGUAACCAACAUGCUGGAAUGCGCGAGAAGCAAUAAUUUCAUAAUCUGCACCGAACACAUCACUUGGCCGACCUUGAAGCAAUUUUCGCCGUCUUUACCGAACUUCGGGGAGUUGCUUGGUCAAUUUCAAAUUCCCGGCGCGGGUCAGAUUCCCGGUAUCAGCCAGAUUCCUGGUAUCGGUCAGAUUCCUGGCGCGGGUCAAAUCCCUGGUAUCGGUCAGAUUCCUGGCGCGGGUCAAAUCCCUGGUAUCGGCCAGAUUCCUGGCGCGGGUCAAAUCCCUGGUUUCGGCCAGAUUCCUGGCGCGGGUCAAAUCCCCGGUAUCGGCCAGAUUCCUGGCGUGGGUCAAAUCCCCGGUAUCGGCCAGAUUCCUGGCGCGGGCCAAAUCCCCGGUAUAGGCCAACUUCCUGGACAGAUUCCGAAUUUACCCGGAUUCGGAAAUCCUUUUGCCGAGAGACCCAGUCUACCACAAUUUCCUCUUCCUCAAAUCCCUAUGUUACCGGGCGGAAUUCAAACUGGCAUUCCUCAGUUUCCAGGAUUGCCUAGCUUUGGCAGCCUAAAUUAUCCGCAAUAUCAAAUCCUGUCGGACGCGCCGCAAGAGUCGAAGUUGCAAGAGCCAAAGCCACAGGAACCGAAGCCGCAGGAGCCGAAGGAGCAGGUUCAGUCAAAAGUUACGCAUGCGGUGAAGGCAAACCAGAUAAGUGGAGAAUCGAGGGCUUCGAAUACUCCGUCAGUAGACGAGCAAGGAGUCGUUCCCGGAUAUCUUGGACAACCGUCGGACAUUCUCAUAGAUGUUUCCAAGGAGAGAAUCCACUUGUCUGAACUUAAGCAAAGUCCAUUGUCGGAAUCUGUUCUCCCGAGCGCGUCAUCUAAGAAACACGAAAGGAGACGAAGAAGUGCCGAUCAAUUAUUAAAUUCUUAUUACGAGACCGAGGGAGAAAUUGAACGGGCUUCGGGGACGGCAAUGGACAGCAUGUUCCCGAACAUCACAGAAUCCGAAUUUCUUCAGCUUCUAGUUAAUAUUUCGAAAUUAGCAAAAACUUUGAAAAAAGAACCCGAAGAGAAACCGAAGGAAUACUUUGUGGAUACGUUAAAUUACACGGUCAGAAAUUCUUUAACCGCCGAUCAGUACGAGAUCAUGAAGCUGGUGGAAGAUUUAAAUGAGCACACUGCGAACCGCGGUUUGCUGUCGCAGGUUGUUCAAUGCGCACUCAGCUUGAGUUUCAUCAGAUGCGUGGGCAUUUUCGUCUGGCCAGUAAUCACUAGUACCGUUCCAACUUUGAUCGGCUUGCUGCCCUUGCCCACACUUCCUUUCAUCGGACGAUCAACGGAGAUUGAAGUACAGCAUUUCUUCGGCAUGUCCACGAACGAUUUCGAGAAGGAAUUAUUAAUGAGAAAGGAAUCUAUGGAAAAUACCUUCUUGGAAUGGUACAAGACAGCGGUGGAAGACAAGUUUCAGGUUGAUCUGGGUUUCCUGAAGUUUACUGGUUACGGGAACGGCGAGGUCGGUAUUAGUUUCAGUGGAUUCCGCGAAGGUAGAGCUACGAAGAUCAAAGACAACAAGAAUUUGCCGAGUAUUCUGACGAUCAUCAGCGACAUCAUGGAAGAGGUACUCGAUCAGCGGCCGGACAACGAGAAGCUCAAGAAGGAAAAAGAAAAGAGAGAGAGGAGCCUGGACGACGUGCAAGAGGCGAACUUUCAGCUUCUGCAAGAGAGCGACGAGUACGCGGGCAUAAAGCGAUCCAUGAACGACGAUCAGAUAAUCACCAUGUUUCUGGAUAAAAUCAAGGCCAACGCGACAGAUUUCGCCGAUGGUGAUGUCGGUCAGUUCCUCAACGUAGAGAACGCACACAACGCCUUCAGCGUACUCUUCGGGACCCGUUUGAACGAAAAGUUUGCGAGCAGACUAAAAGCCUUUACCGAAGAGCACCUUAAAAAAAGUAAUCCCGGGAAGCAUGUAAAAAAUCAUAGCACGGAGGAACUAAAAAUAAUACCGUUGAAAGGAGAAAUGACCUACAAGCUUGAAAAAGAAUCUAUGGAGAGUGACGAGGACCGUAAAAGGGAACACCGUGCGAAGAACGAAUUCAGAUCUUUGCUGGAUGAGUAUUCAGAGAAGUUAGCAAAGAAAUCGGAAAUUUCUAUGGAGAAAAUUGAGAAUUCAGAUAACGAAAAUAGGAUAAAGGACCCUGAAUCGUCCUCCGAGAAGAAUACACGCUCUGAACUGAGAAUCCAGUUGCCACGUUUGCGAGACGAUAUUAUAUCCAGGAAAAUCACGAGCGCGGCGAUGCAUCUCGGAAGAGCGUUGAAGAUGAAGAUGACCCAUUUGAUGCCCGGAAUCGGUUUCGUAAUAACUUUCAUCAUUCAAAUGGCCUUAGCUCACGCGAGAGCGGCUGCUUCCAUGGCUGGUAUGAUCAGCAACAUGGCCCUUGCAUCGGCCAUGUUCGGUAUGAUCCGACAGAGUGUAUUCGGAUCAGAAAAUCCGAAAAUCAAAUAUGUAUACGAUAAUGAUAAAACGGGUCCGGGAAUUACUUGGCCACAUCAUCAUAGAUCAUAUUAUCACUAUGAAAAAUAGUAUUUUGAUUUGUCUGAUCAAGUCUACUUAUCGUUCUUAAUGGACACUAUAUUAAAAUCUUACGGGUCCGGGGAUUUCUUGGCCACAGCACCAUAGAUCAUAUUAUCAUUAUGAGAGAAAUAAUAUUUUUUUGAUUUGUCAAUCAAGUCUACUUAUCGUUUUUUUACGUAUACUAUAUUAAAAUCUUAUAUUAAAUGUGCCUCGUUAAGAACUUUAUAUACGUCUCUGUCGUUACAGACUUUCCUCGAAGUCUGAAACAAAUCGGAUUAUAUAUUGGGUUAGCUUUAAUUCUUUAUAUUAUUAUCGUUGUGAUCGCAUUCAUAAGAGAACAUAAUUUUCAGAUAAUUACUCAAUUUAUCUAACGAUUCUUUACAUAAAAAGAUUUCAUUAUUUCCUGGAAAGAAAUUAUAGUCAAAAAAUUAGAUAUCAAUUGUUUCUGUAGACAUGUAUACAUCCACGACAUUGUCUUUCACGAAAUAUUUUACUUACAUUAUACAGCAACACAGAAUUCAAAUAAAGUAUAUUUUCAAAAAUUAGAAUAGAGAUAAUAUUUAGAAUCUGAAGAAACGGAAUUUUCGUAGAUGGUUAUGGAAACAAUCCCUCGCAAUUUUAAUCACAUGCGCCAUUUCGCUAGAAAUAUUUAUUUCAUUGUCAUAGGGGUUUUAUGGGUGGUGGGUGAAACUUUAUCAUAUUUUCUUAAAGAUUAAGAUAUAACAAGCACGGCAUUAAAAAUUAUACAUAAUACAGUUAUAUCGCAGAAAAACUAUUGAAUUGCUAGCGUAGAUCUUAAGACUGAUAUGUUCUUAAUAUCUGAUUAAAAAUAAAUGAAUUGUAUCUAUCUUGUAUAA